CUGAAUCCUUGUAUCAAACCGGUGAUUGAGAGUAAAUCCCACUUGAAGCGUAAUAAUUGGUGUGAGAGCCACUCCGAUCUUCACGAAAUUUUUCCACGUCAUCAAUCUGGCCGGCCGAUUUCCCUCCAUCAUCCAGACCCAACACGGAAAAACCGCAUCCAUGGAGGAAACCAACAAGGCAUUGGCUAAUCUGACGGCGACGAUCACCGCCAUGUCCGCCCAGCUCAGCGAGAUCCACCCGCCGUUCUUGAGCUCCAAGGGUGGAGGCCGACGAUCGAGCGUUCAGUAGACAUGGAGGUCACGAAGUUGCGUCAGAGCAUCCACGCGAUGCGCACGGCGCCCGCAUCAGCCCCUGAUCCGGCGCUGACCAAGGAGAAGGAGACGGCACCGCUGAUCCGCCUCGCGAAUCUGUCGCCCAUGCUUCAUCCGCGGCGAACGCAUCUGUGCAUCGACCAGGCGAGUAGCUACAAGCUCGUGGUGAUUGCACUCAUGGGCCCAUCGUCCACGACGUUUGCAACGGAUCUACGGGGGAAAUCGUUGAGGGAGACACACACACCCCCACGGUUGCCUCCGACCAAGGUUGAGCGGGCGGAGACCGUUCCAAGUGAACCAGACUGUUGUGUGUUGUCCAAGGAAGCCCUGGAAGGAGCAGAAUCACCCAUGAUAAUGUGUUUGCAUGGCUGGGUGCAGCAAUGCGAAGUUCUGAUGCUGGUGGACUCUGGAUCAUCUCAUAGUUUCAUCAAUUCAUCUUUGGCUCACCAAUUGCAAGGGGUCCAGUAGGCGCGUCACCCCUUGUCUGUGUGUGUGGCAAAUGGAGGCAUUAUUCGCAGUGAUCAAGAGAUACCGGGGUGUGAGUGGCGUUCUCAAGGGGUCAAAUUCACCACCAACCUCAAGAUUCUGCCCCUCGGGUGUUAUGAUGUGAUUUUGGGGAUUGAUUGGCUGGCCUGUAAUAUCCCUAUGCAAGUACGUUGGUUGGAGAAGACAAUGAAUUUUUAGCACCAAGGGAAGUGUGUGCACCUCUUUGAAGUCCGCGCGGAUGUCACUCGUUGUGACCUCAUCUCCGGAACAGAACUCCACAUCCUGCUUGACCGAGAUGCAGUCAUCACAGUCGUCCAACUAUGUGCCGCUCCUCAGGACAUGGAGCAGCCACAGAUUUCGGAGGCUUUGGGCGAGCUGAUUGAGCAGUUUGGGGUCUUGUUUGAAGAGCCUAAAGGAUUGCCACCGCAGAUCUUUUGAUCAUUCCAUUCCUCUGGCCCUUGAUGCAAGACCUAUGAAUCUGCGCCCCUACAGGCACAGCCCAGCGCAAAAAAGAUGAGGUGGAGAGGUAGGUGGCACGAUGUUAGAGCAAGGCAUCAUUCGGCUAAGUGUGAGUCCAUUCGCGUCGCAGGUCCUAUUGGUGCAGAAGAAAGACCUCACUUGGCGGUUCUGCGUGGACUACCGGCAUCUCAACGCCAUCACGGUCAAAAAUCGCUACCCACUACCUGUGAUCAAAGAGAUUUUGGACGAACUAGCAGGAUCUCGUCUGUUUACUAGCUUGGAUCUUCGUGUGGGGUACCACCAAAUUCGGAUGAGGCAUGAAGAUGAGCAUAAAACAACGUUUAAAACACACCAUGGGCACUUUGAAUUCAAGGUCAUGCCUUAUGGCGUCACUGGUGGACCAGCCACAUUCCAGGGAGGCAUGAACAUUGUACCGUCUCCCCUGCUCCAGAAAGGCGUGCUGGUAUUCAUCGAUGACAUCUUGAUCCACAACGCACACGAGGAUGCACACCUCAGUCUGUUAUGACAAGUCUUCCAACUGCUCAAAGACCACAACCUGAAGAUCAAACGUAGCAAAUGCUCUUUUGCUCGACCAAAACUACUGUACUUGGGGCAUGAGAUCAGCGGUGAUGGUGUUCGCACAGAUCGCAAGAACAUUGCAGCAGUUCAAAACUGGCUAGUCCCUACUAGUGUCAAAGGAGUGCGGGGAUUUAUGGGUCUUGUUGGGUAUUAUCGCAAGUUUGUGCAUGGUUUUGCCGUCACCUGUCGACCACUUAAGGAUCUUCUCAAGAAAGGUGUCGUAUUUCGAUGGAUGGAGCUGGAGGAUGGUGCCUUUCGGGCUCUUCAGGAGGCGUUGAUCACGACACCAGUGUUGGCAGUGCCCAAUUUUACCAGACCCUUUGAGCUAGAAACAGAUGCAUCAAACUAUGGCAUCGGGGCAGUGUUGUCUUAGGAUAAGCACUCUAUCGGGUACUUGAGUCGUGCUUUGGGACCAUGUAACAGGAUGCUUAGCACAUUUGAGAAUGAAGGCUUGGUGAUUUUGCU
Hordeum vulgare subsp. vulgare (domesticated barley) is the source of this 2301-nucleotide messenger RNA. RefSeq lists its product as uncharacterized. NCBI's taxonomy places the organism in Eukaryota, Viridiplantae, Streptophyta, Magnoliopsida, Poales, Poaceae. The record is from RefSeq and is a predicted model, not a curated record. The transcript has a single exon. Bases 292 to 780 code for a protein of 162 amino acids.